AUGGCUCCCACACCCGAAUGGCCGGUCGUUGCGCGCGACCCAGAGGCGGCGCCGGCCAACUACACCCCUGCCGACAUUCCUUUUGCAGGCAGGAUGAUAUCAAUGUUCAUGUCGCUGGUCACGCUCUGCGUCCUGUCCGUCUGCAUCGUGCGACGGGUGCAACGCAUCCACAACUGGCUGUCCCUGCCGCUCGCCGCCUGGCUCAUCGUCAUCAUCUACGUCGACUCGUUUCUGUUCGUCUUCGUCACCGCGCUCUUCAAAGACGUCGGGCUCAACAGCAACCAAACCAUAUGCGAAGGGGCCAUCCUGCUCUGUCUCAUCUGUUACAUGUCCACCAAGAUCUUCAUCUACUGCUUCCUGGUCGAGAAGGCCUACAUUGUCCGUGGCAAGCAUGAAGCCCGGCUGAAGGACAAGCUCUACCUGUUCAACUGCUUCUUCAUGAUGCUCCCCUACACCAUCGUCGUCAUCCUCAACUUCGUAUGGCGCAUCGCCUACAUCAACAAAACCGGCACCUGCAUCAUCGGCAUGCAGAAGCGGGCCAUGAUGCCGCUCAUCAUCUUCGACGUGGCCGUCAACGUGUACAUGACGGCGCUCUUCAUCGUGCCGCUGCGCCAGCUCUACUCGUACAAGAACAGGCAGAACACGAUGCUGCACACCAUGGCGUUCCGCACCUUCAUCGGCAGCUGCGCCACGCUGACCUCGAGCGUCGCCAACCUGACGGUGCUGAUGGUGCUGCGAGGCGAGCCCGGCUGGAUCUGCCUGCUGUGCUGCAACGCCGACAUCCUCUUCUCCGUCCUCGUCCUCCACUGGGUCACAUCCGGCGACCGCACCGGACAAACCACCAACCACAGCUACCCCUCCGGCGUCGACAACAACAUCGACGUGGACCCCAACCCCAACCCCCGCAACCCCAACACCACCACCAACCACUCAGUCGGCACGCGCCGCUCCGCAUUCGGCACCGAAACCAUCAUCUCGCGGCACUACCAAGAGGCGGCGGUGGCGGCGGCGGUCGGCAAGGACUGGCCGGACACGAUGAAGGCGGACAUCGAGGCGUCGUGCGUGGGGGUGCGGCGGGGGAGCGGGGAGGGGGCGAUCGCGAUGAAUCGGAUCGUGGUAACGCAUGAGAGGAAGAUGGUGUUUAGUUGCGAGGAGCGGGAGGGGGAGGGCAAGAGGGAUAGUAGGGAUUGUGAUGGGGUGAGCGAGACGAUGACGGCGGGGGGGACGGAUGGGGGCGCGUAUGGGCUGCGGGAGCGGGAGGGGAGUACGGAUGGGAUUGUGGAUCGGAGUGGGGAGGAUCGGUGA
Molecule: messenger RNA, 1305 nt
Organism: Diplodia corticola
Lineage: Eukaryota; Fungi; Ascomycota; Dothideomycetes; Botryosphaeriales; Botryosphaeriaceae
Product: ring finger domain protein
Exons: 5
Coding region: 1-1305 (434 amino acids)
Source: RefSeq, a predicted model, not a curated record